Messenger RNA from Actinia tenebrosa (Australian red waratah sea anemone), 2588 nucleotides. RefSeq names its product sushi, von Willebrand factor type A, EGF and pentraxin domain-containing protein 1-like. Lineage: Eukaryota; Metazoa; Cnidaria; Anthozoa; Actiniaria; Actiniidae. The record is from RefSeq and is a predicted model, not a curated record.
GAAGGACUAACGGGGUCAGUCAGUUUGAUUCACGGAAGCCAAACGGACCCCAAAAUGGCGAUGUUAGGCUGUUUGUUGUCCCUCAUAGUCUUAGUUCAGCUUUUCCACGAUGCGUUCUCCUGUCCAUGCUCGUGGACAACCUGCCGUCACCAAUGGCGAAAUGAUUGGAAUCCAUCCUACGCACCACAAGGAACAUGUGUCUACCAAUCAAGGGGAGCUCAUUUUAUCUAUACUAGACAUAGUGGUAGAGUACGUUGCCCAAGUUCCCAGGGAUGCAGACCCGCGUAUCAGCGGCAAAAGAUUUGUUCAUGCCGUCAAGUCUACUCCUGCCCCUACAACCACUGGACCCAAUGGUCUGGGAGUGUUCCCACUGGGACGUGUAGGCAGCAGUCUCGUUCAAGAAGCUACAAAGAAGCCGUCAGGUAUAUCAAUAGACAUCAUUCCUGUGGUGGAAUACGAAGCACAUGUGGAGCCACACAGUACAACUACAGAACAUUUUGUUCCUGUAGUUAUGCAGUAUGUAACCUAGGUCAGUGGAGUUCCUGGACAGAUCUUCCCAAACCCGUCAGUAAUGAUCAUUGUGCGUCGCAAAAAAGGCGGCGUAGCUAUAGCAGGACCUGGGCUUACAUGCCCAGAAGAGACAACUGUUAUGGUGUACAACCGCAAAAUUGUCCCGCAGAUCAGGAAGAAACAAGAGAAAAAGUCAUUACAUGUUCGCCGCUACCAAGGCCCCCUCACGGAAAGUGGGAACCUGAAGACUGUAGCGUCAACAGUCGAGUGUGCACAAGUUAUUGCAGACUACAGUGCAAUAUCAGAAAUGGUUAUGAAAUAUCAGGGCCCGCUGCCAGACAGUGUCAAGCCAAUGGAGAAUGGUCUACACCUUGGAACUCCUCUUGUAAAGACGUUCAAGCGCCUAAUAUAGUUUGCCCGUCCCCUCGCGUGGUGGGCAAUGACAUAGGUAGGAACACAACUCGCAUCACUCUACCAACAGUGGUGGCAACAGACAACGACGGCAAAGUACCCAGGGUGACUCACGAUGUUGGUGCAGCGGUUAAAGACUUUGAAAUCAAAGACACGUACCAUAUUGUCAAGUAUACAGCCAUUGAUGAAACUGGUAACAAUGCAUCCUGCUUUUGGCAGGUCACGGUUAAAGAUACAGAGCGUCCAACAGCUGUGACUUGCCCAGAUGACAUCAAAGUCGAAACAAGCCAGAACCAAGUUCGCGUAAAUUGGAAAAACCCAACAUUUGUAGACAACUACGACAAGCCCCCGCUUCGAAUCAAAAGCAACAAAAACCCUGAAGUGUUGUUUCCAUGGGGAAAACAUAAAGUCAUCUAUACUGCAUUUGACCGGGCUAAUAACAAUGCCAGCUGUGAAUUCUUUGUUGAAGUAGGCCCUGUUAAAUGUCCAUUGUUCGACCCACCGCAAUACGGAAUACGCGCGUGUAACAAAAAGGUUCAGUCACCAAACUCUGUGGACUACGAAAUGUUCUGCAACGUGCAGUGCAAGAAAGGAUACGCCUUUGCUAAAUCGACGCCUCAACUGUAUAUGUGUAAAUCGAAUGGAAUCUGGAAUAAAAUGGUCGACGGAGUUGCAAUUCCCCUAGGUAACAUCGAAAACAAGCCUUGGCCUGACUGUGCACCCGAGCAGGCAGCUAGCGCAGCCAUGAAAGAGUUCACGUUUUACACAGGAGCUUGCAUAGGGGAUGAAGGAGAAGCCUUAAAUCAGAUUCGAAAUAACUUCCUCUAUGCAAUCAAAAAGAUUCCAUUGGCUAAAUUCUUACUUUGUAAAAUUAGCCAAGGUCUAGACUGUGUGGUCAGCAAUGUUAAAGCGUACUGUGGAUCGAGAUCUAAGCGGAGUGGAGGGUCAGAGACGCAGAGAAUCAUCACUUUAGAUUUUAUCGUGAACAACACACAUCCAAGCACUGACCGUAAACUUUUGGCUAAAAAGCUUCACAAAAUGCUCAAGGAACUUGGUGAUCUGGAGGCUUACCUGAAGAAAAAGCUUCCAUCACUCUCUGACAUGCCAAACCUUACAGUAGAGGCUAAACAGGCCACAGCAUUUUGUCCAGCACCAAAAGUGAAGAGGAUUUUGGAUGGUCAGGGCUCUGAGAUUGAAAGAUCAAUUUGUGUCGAAUGCCCAAUAGGGACACACUACAGCAACAACACACAAUCCUGUAAUCUCUGUGAAGUUGGGAGCUACCAGGAUAACAUUGGCCAGAUCUCUUGUAAGCCUUGUCCACCAGGAAAACUUUCGAUAGAACAAGGAGCCACGAACGUUACUCAGUGUUAUGAUGCGUGCAAGCCAGGGGAAUAUGCACACGUUACAACAGGAGGUGCCAUUACUUGCCUAGCAUGUCCAAUAGGAAGCUACCAACCGAAAGCACUUUCCAAAUCUUGUCUCAAGUGUCCUCAAGGAAAAACAACUAGUCGGGUUGGGGCGGUUGCUCUGGAGGACUGCAAAUAAACAAGAAAGAUGUGGAUUUAACGCCUCAAGUACAUCAGAGACUAAAAACAAAUUAGAAUGAUUAGACACGUAUUAUCUGGACCGUUUAUUCAAUAAAAUAUGGACGCAGCUAUUAACAUGUA